AUGUCGGUACAAUUCAGAGAUUUGACCGAACCUCUUUACCAAGAGGCCAAAUUGACUUUGAAAACGCUCGAUACUGGUGAUGUUGAUGGACAUGAGACAGAGCUGGUACAAGCAUGGGUUCUUAUUGCAAUGUGUGAGUCCAUGCGGACUCAGCACCAUCAAGCAUGGAUGAGUGCUGGUCAAGCAUUUCGGAUACUGCAGGGCAAACACUUUCACGAAAUUGAUAGCCCGAAGACAAUCAGACAAUCCACUGAUGAUCCGAUAGAGAUGGAAGAGAAGAGGCGAGUGUUUUGGUUGGCCUAUUUUCUGGAUCAUCUUCUUAGCAUACGCAAUGACUGGCCUAUCACGCUAAAUGAGCAUGUGGAAUUCCAAAACGGUCAGCCCGUUCUAGGCGGAUUCCUAUCCGAAGUCAUGACAGAACCUAGCAUAACAGUGCAAUCGCCUUUCAACGAAUGUCUCAUUCUACUAACCAUCUGCGGCCGCAGUCUCCUCCAAGGUCAGCAGCUGAAAAUAUCCGAAGUAUACGGUCACACAGCAUCUGGCGAUCUAAAACAAUGUCACUGGCUUGAAAAGCUUCUCAAAGCUCGACUCCAAAUUCUAGCACAGCUCUACCCGUCCCCAAAUAAGGGUUACGAUCCGCUGCUGUGGUUUGCCAACAUACUAAGUCACUCAGCAGUGGUAUACUGCUGCAAAAGCCUAAUGCAAUCGCUAGGGGCACCCGGCGGAAUAGAAGACAAUGCAGCUUAUACGGAGUAUCAGAGCCGGGCGUUGACUGCUGUUGAGGCUAUUGUCGGCCUUGCGCAAAUUUUGCCUACUUUUCAUUUCUCGAAGGUUCAUCCGCUUAUGCCGCUUCCGUUGUUCCUGGUAGCGGAGUUUCUGUAUGAUAAUGUGGGGGAGAACCAGGCUUUUGGGUUAUAUUUACAGGAGCUGGUUACCGUCGCUCAGAAGCUCAAGAACGUCAAUAACCUUGAGCAGAGUUAUAUGGAUCUAAUGCCACAGUCGUGUAUAUCCAAGACAACGGAGUUGCUGAAUAGCCAUGCUGGAGUUGACUGA
Messenger RNA from Penicillium longicatenatum, 1053 nucleotides. Its product is annotated as fungal specific transcription factor domain-containing protein. Gene Ontology annotation, molecular function: zinc ion binding; DNA binding. Lineage: Eukaryota; Fungi; Ascomycota; Eurotiomycetes; Eurotiales; Aspergillaceae. Gene Ontology annotation, cellular component: nucleus. The transcript is spliced from 3 exons. The record is from RefSeq and is a predicted model, not a curated record. The coding region runs from base 1 to 1053 and encodes 350 amino acids. Gene Ontology annotation, biological process: DNA-templated transcription.